Messenger RNA from Procambarus clarkii (red swamp crayfish), 2361 nucleotides. Lineage: Eukaryota; Metazoa; Arthropoda; Malacostraca; Decapoda; Cambaridae. The record is from RefSeq and is a predicted model, not a curated record.
GUAAUGAGUGAAGGGUAGUGUUUGCGUAAUAGUGAUCCCGUUAAGCGGUGCCAAACAUGCCACGUCCGCCUUGCUGCCUCCUGCUUCUUCUCUACCGCUGCCUCAGCCACAACACCCGCUGCUCUUCUGCUUUCUCACCCUUCUCGGUGCUGCUCGGAGCUAUGGCGUGAGUGUGGGCUCCAUAUCAGAUGUGAGAGUUGUGGACAAAAUUUGACAAACUGCCAUCACUUACACGAGCCCAGUGCUUUGACGUUCCCAUGUCAAAGUUAUCUCAAGAAGACAUGUUAGAAGGCAGUAAUAUGGGGCUUGAUAUGAGGCAAGCAGUAUUCAGUCGAACGCCUCUUUCUUAUAGGGUUGGAAACUCUACACUACAUGUUCAGACCAGGUUUGUAACAUUAGUGGCAGUGGUUGGUCUAAUCAGUCUCCUUGUGCUGUUUAUGAUUAUGCCAACCUCUCGAAUAGGCCCCAGCAACCUCACCAAUGAUUUAUGGGGGCAUGGGGAAGAGCAUGGGCAUGGGCACCAUCAUCAACGAAAUUGGUUCACUUAUUACAACAGUACUUACCCUCUGACUGCACCAAUUUACAGCGAUCGUGGAUAUAUCAAGUAUCGUAUUGCAAUAGUCUCGGAUCUUGACACCAACUCUAAACAUCCUACAGAGAAAGACACGUGGAUCAGCCAUAUGAAAAAGGGACAUCUUACAGUCAAUAUAGAGAAUGAAGAAGUCAGUGUUGAAUGGGACAAGGAUAUUAUAACUUUAAAGUCCAAUAUGGCACAUGGAGGCCGAGGAAUGGAACUGUCAGAGCUAAUUGUUUAUAAUGGAAAGCUGUAUGCAGUGGAUGAUCGUACUGGUAUCAUAUAUGAAAUUGAUCUUCACCAGCACAAGGCAAUUCCUUGGGUUAUACUUCCUGAUGGUAGUGGCAGAGAAAUUAAAGGUUUCAAGAGUGAGUGGGCAACAGUAAAGGAUGAAACUCUGAUUGUUGGUGGACUUGGUAAGGAGUGGACCACGAGUACAGGGGAGCUGGUCAACCACAACCCACAGUGGGUCAAGACUGUCACCACACAUGGCUUCAUUGAGCACCAUGACUGGACAAAGAAUUAUGAAAAAUUACGUGAAUCGGUUGGAAUAUUCUUUCCAGGUUACAUGAUUCAUGAAUCAUGUGCAUGGUCUGAAAGGCUGCAACGCUGGGUGUUUCUUCCACGAAGAGCUUCAAGUACACGCUAUGAUGAGAAUGAAGAUGAGCAUCGUGGUACAGACAUUAUGCUUAAGGCCACUGAAGGAUUUGAAAAGAUUGAGGUAAAGCAUGUGGGAGAGAUCAUAGACACACAUGGCUUCUCAAGUUUCAAGUUUAUACCCGGAACAAAGGACAACAUAAUUGUGGCACUUAAAUCAGAAGAAGUGAAUGGACAAGUGGCAUCAUAUAUCAUGGCUUUCAAUUUAGCAGGAAAAGUGCUCCUGCCAGAAACAAAAAUUGGUAACUAUAAAUUUGAAGGAAUUGAAUUUGUAUAAUACUAGUUAAGAAGUAUUAUCACGAAUCUAUUAAUAAAAGUUAACACUUAUGAAGUUGGAUGCAACUUCUGUAAUACAAAGAAUUUAAGACGCAAUAGAAAAUUUGUUUUAGUAUGUGAUGUUGAGGUUGUGAUGUAUCUCAGUAUUUUAUUAUUUUUUACAAGCUUUAUUAGAAACUUUACCUUCUGUACUUGCAGGUUCCAUUAGUUUAUUUUUAUACAGUAAUUUCAGUAGGCAAAUCUUUAUCAAUUGAGUUCUAAAGUAUCUUUUAAAGUUAUAUUGUACUUGAAGAUGACAGGCUGGACUUAAAAAGCUACAGCAUUGUAUUUGUAGUACAUAUAAACAAUGGUUUCCUCCAUGGUACAGUAGUCUGUAACUGGAGUUUCUUGAAUCUUGAACCGGUAAUGACAUUGUUAUUAAGUAUUGUAUAAAAAAUUUAUGGAUAAACUGUUAAACAUUUUAAUUUUGAAGUAUAAUUUUGUAAUUGUAAGGAUUUGCCUUUGCAAGGCAUUCACUCAACCAGUAUCCAGAAUUACCACCAUGGGCAGUUGUGGAGGGAAUUACUCAGGGCAUUGUGUUACUCCAAAUAUUAAAUUAAAUCUUUAGUGAUUUAAUUCCAUUAAUCUGUUAGAUCAAUUUUGCUUUUCUUCAAAUUAUUUGGACAAUAAUUUUAAUUUAAUCAUAAUUCUUUACGAAAUAAAAUAUUUUUGUAUAUUUUAAUUCAGCGCAUGUGUGUGUGUGUGUGUGUGUGCCGUAAUGGGUGUAUGCGUACUCCUAUUUAUAUUUUAACAAUUAUUUAUCUAUGGUUUUGUGAACUAUAGUGCCUAAUAAAAAUAACUAUAUAUCAGUUAAA